AUGCGACAUCGCCGAUCAGGACGAAAAUUUGGAAGAGCAUCAGCCCCGCGCAAAGCGAUGUACCGCAUCAUGGUCACCGACCUGCUGCGGCACGAAGUGAUACGUACGACGCAUGCCAAAUCCAAGGAAGUCGCGCCGCUGGCAGAAAAAAUGGUCACCCACGCCAAACGGGGCGACCUCCAUAACCGGCGACAAGCAGCGGCGUUCAUCACCGACAAAAAAGUGCUCUCCAAGGCCUUCGAUGAAUUGGCAGACCGCUAUCGCGAUCGCAACGGCGGUUACACCCGUGUCAUCAAACUCGGUAAGCGCGCAGGCGACGGGGCCGAAAUGGCGCUCAUCGAACUCGUCGACUGA
Messenger RNA from Geodia barretti, 354 nucleotides. The record is from the annotation of a GenBank genome assembly. NCBI's taxonomy places the organism in Eukaryota, Metazoa, Porifera, Demospongiae, Tetractinellida, Geodiidae.